UCCCCUGCCGCUGGGUCGCUGCUGAUGCCGAGCGGCGGAACGGCUCGGCUCGCGCGUCUCUACGUACGGCCGCAUCCGCAGUCGCCGAGCUUCAACGGCAGAAGAAACCGGAGGGCAGCCCGAAGAAAUGCGAUGACGGCAGGUCCGAGCCGUUCCUCACCCUCCCGGCAGCUGUAACGUCGGCGGAGAACGCUCGUUUUGUCCGUCGGACGGACGGACGGGAGAAUGCGGCGGUUUGACCUUCAAGGCAUCACUUUGUGCGAGAUCUAAUCGUCAGCAGAAUGAUCGAGGAAGGCAGCAAACGAGGCAAGGCCAUGGUCGAGAAGAGGCAGCUCUUCAUGGAAAUGAGAGCACAAAACUUUGACGUUAUCAGAUUGUCAACCUAUCGGACUGCCUGCAAACUCCGGUUUGUGCAAAAGCGAUGCAACCUCCAUCUGGUGGACGUCUGGAACAUGAUCGAGGCUUUCCGAGACAACGGCCUCAACACGCUGGACCACAACGCCGAGAUCAGCGUGUCGCGGCUGGAGACGAUUCUGUCUUCCAUCUACUACCAGCUCAACAAGCGGCUGCCCACCACCCACCAGAUCAACGUGGAGCAGUCCAUUGGCCUGCUGCUGAACUUCAUGGUGGCCACCUAUGACAGUGAAAGUCAUGGGAAGCUGACCGUUUUCUCAAUGAAAGCCAUGCUGGCGACGAUGUGCGGAGGGAAGAUUGUGGACAAGCUGCGCUACGUGUUUUCACAGAUCUCAGACUCGAGCGGACUCAUGGUGUUCGCAAAGUUCGAUCAGUUCCUCAGGGAGGUGCUGAAGCUCCCCACAGCGGUGUUCGAGGGCCCGUCGUUCGGCUACACGGAGCAUUCGGUGCGGAUGUGCUUCCCUCAACAGAAGAAGAUUAUGUUGAACACGUUUCUGGACGUGUUGAUGGCAGAUCCUCCUCCUCAGUGUCUUGUAUGGUUGCCACUCAUGCACCGACUCGCUAAUGUUGAAAACGUCUUCCAUCCGGUGGAAUGUUCUUAUUGCCGGAGCGAGAGCAUGAUGGGCUUUCGGUACCGGUGCCAGCAGUGCCACGGCUACCAGCUUUGUCAGAGCUGCUUCUGGCGGGGCCACGCCAACGGCCCCCACAGCAACCAGCACCAAAUGAAGGAGCACUCGUCCUGGAAGUCUCCGGCCAAAAAGCUGAGCCAUGCGAUCAGCAAAUCUCUGGGCUGCGUCCCCAUCGGAGAGCCGCCGCACCCCGUGUUCCCCGAGCAGGCCGAGAGACCUCAGGAGCUCACCCAUACUGUUCAGCCGAAAGCAGCGACCAACAACAUGAAUGACACAAUGCUCAUGUCCUCUGGUGCACCCACUCCCACCAAAAGUGUUUUGGAGAGUCCCAGUCGGUUAGAUGAAGAGCACCGGCUCAUCGCCCGAUACGCUGCGCGCCUGGCAGCUGAGGCAGGCAACUCCACACAGCAGUGUCCUCCAACAGACCUGAGUUUCAACUUCGAUGCCAAUAAGCAACAGAGACAGCUGAUCGCAGAGCUGGAGAACAAAAACAGGGAGAUCUUGCAGGAAAUCCAGAGGCUUCGUUUGGAGCAUGAACAGGCCUCCCAGCCCACGCCAGAAAAAGCCCAGCAGAACCCCACGCUCCUGACCGAGCUGCGACUCCUCAGACACAGGAAGGACGAGCUGGAGAGGCGCAUGUCGGCCCUGCAGGAGAGCAGGCGGGAGCUGAUGGUCCAGCUGGAGGGUCUGAUGAGGCUGCUGAAGGAUGAGGAGCAGAAGCAGGCUUCCCAGUCCGGAGGCUCCCCUCAUUCUUCUCCUAGUCACGGUGCCGGCUGCUCCAUGCCCAUGCCCAUUCGCUCCACCUCGGCCGGGUCCACCCCGACUCACACACCGCAGGACUGCCUGGCAGGCGUGGGAGGAGACGUGCUGGAGGCCUUUGUUCAGGGAGUACCCAGAAACCUUCGGAAUGAUCUUUUAGUUGCUGCUGACUCAAUCACAAACACCAUGUCGUCGCUGGUUAAAGAGCUCCACUCAGUGGAUGACGCGGCGGAGGACGACGAGACCAACAUGAGGAAUGGUGGAGACAGAGGUGGGUCCAGGCACACUGAGAGUACAAAAGCACUGAGGGGGAGAGAUCCCUGCCCCGGCCUGCGAGGACAUCCGGUCAUCGACUGGGAAGACUCGGCAUCAGCAGGAAGCCCCUGGCAUUAGCACGUAGAGUAAUGCAUGCAUCUGAUCUAAAAAUGAAUUUCACUGUGUGAAAAAAAAAAGGAGAAAAAAAAAAAAGAAGUCGUCACACCUUGCGCCUAGCAAGAUGUGUCUAAUUACCAAGUGUGUAUGUUGUCCUGUAAACAAAACAAACGAAGAAACAAGACAGAAAAAAAAAACUGCUGUAAAAUUACCAGAACAAUUUCCCUCAUGAGUAGGAAGAGCGGCUUGCUGUGCUUUUUUUCUUUUUUUUCUUUUUCUCCCAUUCCAGCAGAUCGUCCUGUACAUAAACUACUGUAAACACACGGAGCCUUCUCACCGAGGAGACGUCCUGACGCCACCCGCUCUCCGUCACGGCUUUCUCUCUCUUUUUGAGUCGUUUACAUUUAUUUAUGAUGUUUGUUUCCUGUUUUUUUUUUGUGUUGUUUUUUUAGGUUUUUGCAUAAAGUUGCACUCACGUCUGGAUUUAGUUACUGUACUGUACGACGCUAUGCCGGGUCUUUGUUGGUGUGGUGAAGACGGCUGUGGCGUCAGAAGUGUCCUCCAAAUUCACGCGAGCUGUGUUUACUUGCACAGGGGAAAUUCUGGCUCUUUGGGCUUGUUACUGUGACAAGAAGCUUGAGGAGGCGCUAUUUAUUUAUGCUUAUUUUUAAUUAUUGCUGUUUUUUUAGAGUUUGCUUUACUGCCAUGAUUUAUGUGACGGAGCGAGCCUGCCAGAGGAAUAAGCAAAUGCCUGCUUGAGGUUCCUUUGCUGCUACUGUGAAACCAGGAACGUUUAUCCCCCUCAACUUUCAUCUUUUGAUAAGUGCUUUCAUUUUGGACUAAAGGAUUGACUCCCUCUUUCAGCACAGAUGGAUCUAAAGAUAUGCUGGUGAUUUUAACUCUUUAACAGAAAACAGAAAGGUUGGGGGUAAGAGCUAUAUUAAACUGAUAACGCUGACUUGUGAAGUUGACAAAAUGUACCAGCUCUGAAUGCUUGGGACUGUCAUACAUAGGUUCCUGUUUUAUUUUCUGGAAUACAUUUCUACCCUGGGAAUAUAUUGUUACCCUUCUUUAUCAGUGGAGACACAGGCUGGUGAUGGCGGCCUAGUUUUUGGAAAUGAUUCCCGUAGUUCAAAGUCACUGACUGUAAAACUACCACAGGCUCUUGUGAAACUUGUUACCUCUGAAAACCAGCUGCGAAAUGGUUAAAGUGAGAUUAGUGACCGUCGUCACGUGAGAUGAACUUCCUUCGAAACGCAGAACAAAUGACAGGAGAUUAAGGCCUGGCUGGCGAUUGUACAAAAACUAUCUCGUAAAUCUUAUGGCAAGAAAGCAAAACAAGCUAAUUUACCUCAAUUCUAAGCUCAUCGUUUCAGGGAAUAAUGCAGUGCAAAAAUUCUUUGACAUUAGGGUUGUUGUUUUUUUUUUCCCUUUCUUCUAAUACUUAAGUGUGAAGAGGCAAAUAAAACCCUCGGCCGGCGUCCAGAAUAACCUGUGCAUUUGAACACGCUGGAUGAGUCUCGGUACUACUCUGCUGCUAAUGUGCUCUCAGAGAGCAACGCUGAGGGCUGCCGCCAAAAAAACACAACAAAACAAAAGAAACACAACAACAACUCCCAGUAAAUCCCACCCGCAGGGCAUUGUGAGCUCAACACAGCACGGUGCCUCCUUCAGGGUGUGAGGUCACAGAUAACCAGGAAGUGCUUCAAAUAGCUUUAUUUAGGUGAUGAAAGUGAGCAGAAAAUGUUCAUGUGCAAUGACUGUAAAUGUCCUCAGGGACUGCAGAGCUAACGAUUUGCUGUCCAAGUCCAGAAAUGUGAGAAAUCCUGGGAGGUCGCGCUUCGUCAAUAAGCGAAUUGGACUUGCUCCGGAUCACAUUUGUACGAUUUUAUCAGGACUUCCCAAAGCGCAUCUUAAGAGGAGCGUUGAUCUGGUUUAGGUAGAAUCUCUAUACGCCUGUGCAGAAAUCAAUCAAUCAAUCAGCAAAUAAUGAAUGAGUAAUUUGCAUUGAGUAAUUUGUGCAAUGGCCACUUUUAUUGGCACCCUUCAUGAAGACGGUAAACAGCCUAACAAUAAAAAUCACCUUUUGUUGCAGCUCUAUAAACUGUCUUUUAAAAAAUGGACAAAUCCUCUUUUCAAUUCAAGGGAUUGUUUUCCAAGUUAAGAAAUAAGUAUGUUUAAUUAAAUCACUAAUUAUCUGUACUCCUAACAAUCCCAUUAUUUAAUUAAUUAAAUUAUAUAUCCAAGACACUUAAUACACUUUUUUCUUUUAGCUGAUCAGUGUUUCGGGCUAAUUCUGCUGAUUAAUCAAUACCUUUUCUGUUUCGUUAGUUCAUAAAUAUGAUGACAGAAACUUAUUCAAAGCCACACAGGUUCUCAAACCAUUUAACCUUUAACAUGUAGGUUUUUGGUUUGAUUUCAUGCUGUGUAAUGUAGCCGUCCGUAAAAACAAAUGUGCAUUUUCUGGAUCUUAAUUCGGUUCGGUAAUCCUUAUUUAACCGAACAGCAGGAGAUUUUGCUUUUUGUUUGUUUCCAUUUCUGGUUCAUGCACUAAGCCUGUGCUAUAAGCUACACAAGAGGUUUCAGCGACCCGUUACACACUGUGUUGAGAGAAAAAACAAAAAGCGGCUCCUCUGUUGCUAUUUCCCCCCACCCUCUUUUUUCCUCUGUUUUAAUGUAUAUUGUCUUUUUUUUUUUUUCCAUGAUUCUGCUCUGCAACCUUGAUGGAGCCUGGUCGUUGUAUUGGGUUUAUCAAAAACUGCUAAUCACCUGGUACGCUAUCAUUUGAAAGCAGGGAGAGUCGUUUUAACCACUGCUGCUGUAAAACAUGUUUCGGCCCACAAAUUACAUGUGAAAAACGCCGAGAUUUGAAAAAAAAAAACAAAACAAACAAAUGUGACCCUUUCAUUCUGAUCCUGCAUUUUACUGCAACUCUUCCUCUUUCUGUUCUGUUCUUUCAGUUUGUGCCUGUCGCUGUGCUGUAAAGUGCUGUAUAAAGUAACCAUUCAGCAAACCAGAUAAUCUGUCAGCCUCUGUGUCAAGGUCUUAGUCUGUGACGUUGUAGAGGUUUUAUUUAUUUGUCAAUUGCUUUCUCGUGUUAUUUGGGGUGGGGACGGGGGGGAGGAAUCUUACGCUCAGCCUUUACAUUCGUGCCAAACCGUUUGCAGACGUCGCGUGUCAUAUAAAAACACAGGUAUAUAUCAGAGUAUAUCUGCAUUAUUAGUCUGUCGUCGACCUUAAUCUGUUCACUGAAUGCCUGGGGAUGGAAAGUCAUCUGCUGCUGAAAAAAAAAAAAAAAAAGACGCAUUUAAGAGUUCUACUAUUAUCAAAAUGGGGAAAUAUAUAUAUAUAUAUAUUCUUUAUAUAUAUAUUCCAGAGUGAUUCAUUUAUUUGAACCCGUCCUGAGGCAAUAUUGUAUGCAUCCCGCCCUGUCAGACCGAACUUGGGUUAACACAGCUGGUCACACAGAGGUGCAUACACUGGAAUCCUUUUUGGGUUUCUUUGGUUUUUCCCAGACACAAGGUGCAAAGCAGACAGCACAGCUUCCCUGAUGUUAUUUAAAUAUGUGUGUGUUCUGUACGCUUACGCUUCUUGUAUGCAUUCGUUCUCAUGUUGAUUUGACCAAACGUAGUUUUAUGUCACCAAAUCACAGUUGUUGUUUUUUUUUUGUUUGUUUUUUUUGUUUGUUUUUUUCUUUGUAAAUACAUCAAAUGUGAGAUAUAUUAAAAAGACUUAAAACAUAAA
Messenger RNA from Poeciliopsis prolifica (blackstripe livebearer), 5918 nucleotides. It is a transcript of the gene dtnbb, whose product is annotated as dystrobrevin, beta b. NCBI's taxonomy places the organism in Eukaryota, Metazoa, Chordata, Actinopteri, Cyprinodontiformes, Poeciliidae. The transcript is spliced from 20 exons. The coding region runs from base 282 to 2195 and encodes 637 amino acids. Gene Ontology annotation, biological process: synaptic signaling. Gene Ontology annotation, cellular component: synapse; plasma membrane. Gene Ontology annotation, molecular function: zinc ion binding. The record is from RefSeq and is a predicted model, not a curated record.